This is a messenger RNA of Geodia barretti, 771 nucleotides long. The record is from the annotation of a GenBank genome assembly. NCBI's taxonomy places the organism in Eukaryota, Metazoa, Porifera, Demospongiae, Tetractinellida, Geodiidae.
AUGAUUCCAAUAACCAAUGAUACUGUGUAUGAACCACUCAUUGAAGAAUUCUUCUCCAACCUGGAGUUGGUGACUGACAAUGCAAAUGUUAUAGUCAGACCAGCUAGAGCAACUGUAAUGAGUUUUGACGACGACAUACCAGCUCCAGUGUUUGAGAUGACCAUGUACACUGUACCGGAGGAUGAUGCAGGCAGUGUCCCACUGUGUGUUGACAUUGGUGUGGAGAUCAUGGAAGACUACACAAGCGGAACUACCAUCACAAUACUUGUGCCAGGGACUGGAAUGUGUAUCGACUUCACUGACCUUCUUGUGAAUGACGACAUUGCUCUGGAGGGAGAUGAGGCUUUCACCAUUUUCAUUGAUGGAACUCCUUCCGUAGCAAUGGUCACUAUCACGGAAAGUGAUGAGGUGUCAGUUGGGUUUGAUCCAACGAGUUACAGUGUCCUUGAAGGCGACCCUGCUCAACUGAACCUAGUUAGAGUUGGAGAUGCAGAACAGCCAGUUGUUGUGACUAUAGUUACCAACGAUGGCACUGCUGAAGCCGGUGAAGAUUAUGAACCACUAGUCAAUGGUGUACAAGUCAUCUUCAAUCCUGGACAAUUUACCAAGUCCGUCACUGUGAAUACAAUUACUGACGUAUCUGUCGAGGGUACUGAGAUGUUUAAUGCUCAACUCAUUCCUAUCACUGCUGGUGUUGGUGUGUUUGACUCUGAAGCCAUGGUGUUCCUCCGUGAAGAAGGUAUAAAAACCACAUGUAUGACGUGUGAUUAA